Miniopterus natalensis is the source of this 3184-nucleotide messenger RNA. Its product is annotated as TRPM8 channel-associated factor 2-like. Gene Ontology annotation, molecular function: transmembrane transporter binding. Gene Ontology annotation, biological process: positive regulation of protein targeting to membrane; negative regulation of anion channel activity. The record is from RefSeq and is a predicted model, not a curated record. Gene Ontology annotation, cellular component: plasma membrane. Lineage: Eukaryota; Metazoa; Chordata; Mammalia; Chiroptera; Miniopteridae.
CCCAGGACUGAACACCUGCAGCAUCCCCUGCGCCGGAGCCCGAGCCGCAGACCAGAAGCCCCACAAUCAACGGAGUGACCAUGGCUGCUUUCGAGGCCCUUAUGCUUGGAUUGAAGAGCUGGGAUAUCCCGAAAAGUCCCACCCCGUGUGAACUGCUCCUCGUUGGAGAGUCCGCCUUCCCAGUGUUGGUGAAUGACAGGGGCCAGGUCCUCAUCGCUGGGUCCUUCUACGGCCAAGGCCGCCUGGUGGUGAUGGCCCAUGAGAGCUACCUGCUGGAAGCCUGCCUGGCUCCAUUUCUUCGCAACGUCGUGAACUGGCUCUGUCCCUCUCCCGGGGCUCGCGUGGGAGUGCACAGGAGCGUAGAAGCACUCGUUGCUAUCCUGCAGUGCUCUGGGGUGAAGGCGCAGGUUCAGCAGGAACCGGGAGACCCCUUGGGGGUUUACUGCAUCAAUGCCUACAACGAAUGCCUGGCUGAGGAGCUGGUCCAGUUUGUAAAAUCUGGUGGAGGCUUGCUCAUCGGGGGCCACGCCUGGCACUGGGCCAAUGAGCACGGUCGUGAACACGUUCUGUCCAAGUUCCCCGGGAACCAGGUGACCAGUGUGGCUGGAGUGUACUUCACCGACACCUAUAGCGACAUAAGCCAGUUCAAAAUCUCUAAGAAGAUACCCAAGAUCCCACUCGAGGUCAGGUGUGGAGAGGAAUUGCAGCAGGACCAGAACCAGCUCCUGAAAGGGAUCUGCGAGCUGGACAUCAGGAUGGGAGGAAUCCCCUCGCAGCUGCUGGUGCACGGGGCCCUGGCCUUCCCUCUGGGGCUAGAUGCCUCCCUCAGCUGCUUCCUGGCCGCUGCCCGCUACGGCCGGGGCCGGGUGGUCCUGGCUGCCCACGAGGGCAUGCUCUUGACUCCCAAGUUGGGGCCCUUUUUGCUCAAUGCCAUACGCUGGCUAUCCAGAGGCCAGACUGGCAAAGUCGGGGUGGACACAGAACUAAAAGACCUGUAUGCCCUGCUGUCAGAGCAUGGCGUGGAAUGCAGCCUGGAGCCCCGUGUGACGAGCUGCAUGGCUGUCUACUGCUGCAAGGCUUACAGCAACAGUCAGGCGAAGCAGCUGCAGGAGUUUGUGGCUGAAGGAGGGGGCUUGCUGAUCGGGGGCCAGGCCUGGACCUGGGCCGCCCGGAACCCGGACUGCUCCGCCUUGGCUUGUUUCCCUGGUAACAACAUUCUCAACUGCUUUGGCCUCAGCAUCCUACCUCAGACCCUCAACCCAGGCUGUUUCCCUGUCCCCACCCCCGAGAUGAGGAGCUACCACUUUCGCAAGGCGCUGUUGAAGUUCCAGGCUUCCCUGAACCAUGGGGGCGAAAACUUGGAAAAGAGCUGGAUGAAAAAACUGGAACUCGAUGGGGCCGCCUUCCUGCAGAUCCCUGCAGAGAAGGCCCCUGCGUACAUAUCCAUUCACCGAUAUUUACGGAAGAUGCUGAAGGUGUGGGGCAUCCCAGCUGUGAGCCCCAAACACCCAGUGGCCAGUGGUUCCCGGGAGGCUGCAGUGCUCCACCUAGCCACGGAGCUCGUCAGCUCCGGGACUGACUGCACCGAGCUGAUGAAGGAGCUGCAAACCAAGAAACUCGACACCAGCUGGGCCCCCUCGGACUGCCCCAUCACUGUGGACAUCCUUGGAAACAACCCAGGCAAGAGUGACUCCUGGGUGAGCACUGGGCUCUAUAUCCCAAAUGGACAAAAGGCAGAAGUCUCACUGUCUGCAGCUGCGGCCUCCGCCGGCCUGAAGGUACAGAUUGGCUGCCACACCGAUGACCUGACCAAUGCCAGCAAGCUGUGUCGAGCCCCUGUGGUGACUCGCCAGUGGUGUAUGGGAAACACCACUCAGUCAAUCUCUUGCCUCUGGGGUGGCCUUCUCUAUGUCAUCUUACCCAAAGGCAGUAACCUGGGACCCAUCUCCGUCACUGUUAAGGGGGCUGUGCCUGCCCCAUACUACAAGCUGGGUAAGACAUCCCUGGAGGAGUGGAGGAGCUGUAUCCAGGAGAUCCAGGCUCCCUGGGGAGAGCUGGAAACAGACAACAUCAUCCUGACUGUGCCAACUGCAAACCUCCAGGCCCUGGAGGACCCCGAGCCUGUGCUCCGCCUCUGGGAUGAGAUAAUGCAGGCUAUAGCCAAGCUGGCGUCUCAGCCCUUCCCCUUCCACCGUCCUGAGAGGAUUGUUGCCGACGUGCAGAUCUCCUCUGGCUGGAUGCAUUCAGGGUACCCCAUCAUGUGUCACGUGCAGUCGGUGAAGGAACUCAUCAGUGAGACCCACAUAAGAAGAAGAGGUCUGUGGGGACCCAUGCAUGAGCUGGGCCACAACCAGCAGCACCAUGGGUGGGAAUUCCCCCCAAACACUACUGAGGCUACUUGCAACCUCUGGUCCAUCUAUGUGCAUGAGACAGUCCUGGACAUCCCCAGGGCUCAGGCCCACCAAGCUCUGUGCCCUCAAGCACGAGAGAAGAGAAUCAGAGAGUACCUGAAGGAGGGAGCCCCCCUGUGUAAGUGGGACACGUGGACAGCUCUGGAAACGUAUCUACAGCUCCAGGAGGCCUUUGGGUGGGAGUCAUUCACCUGCCUCUUUGCUGAGUACCAGAACCUCGUCGAGAUCCCCAAAGACAACGUUGGCAAGAUGAACCUGUGGGUGAUGAAGUUCUCCAAAAAAGUGCAGAAGAAUCUGAUUCCGUUCUUUGAGGCCUGGGGCUGGCCCAUCCAGAAGGAAGUGACUACCAGCCUGGCCUGUCUGCCUUGGUGGGAGGAAAACCCGCUGUGGGCUUACAUCCACGCUGAGAAGUAAAACGUGCAGAGUCACUGUGGGGACAGGAAUGGCCACUCGCCAGCUCCACCACUUACACUGUCACUCUCUCCAGGAGCCAUGCUCCACCAUCCCAGUCCUCCAGUGGAAGCCUUUUUUCGUCUAGACAUCUUGAGAUCCUGCAGGCUUUUGUAGUUCUAAAGAUCACAGAUUACCAUAAUAAUGGAAUAGCACUCCCUCACCCCUGCCAGCCCUGAACAAGGCCCCUGAUUUCUUGUGCUUUGAGAAAUUCUCCAAUAGCAAGAGAGGCAAGCUAGUAUAGUGGAGAGAGCCUGUGAUUGAUUCUAUGGGAAACCACUUACCCUCUCUGUGCUUCUAUACUCUUUCCUUCUUUAAAAAUA